Neoarthrinium moseri is the source of this 1797-nucleotide messenger RNA. RefSeq lists its product as uncharacterized. Gene Ontology annotation, molecular function: metal ion binding. The transcript has a single exon. Lineage: Eukaryota; Fungi; Ascomycota; Sordariomycetes; Amphisphaeriales; Apiosporaceae. Bases 1 to 1797 code for a protein of 598 amino acids. The record is from RefSeq and is a predicted model, not a curated record.
AUGCCCAGCUACAGCUACACCAGAGCAGGCCGAGAGCGCAAUGUCUCCAAGCCGGAUUCACCAGCCUCUUUCCCGUUCGAGGAGUCUCUACCGCAGUACUUCAUCGUGCGCCCAGAUAUCACGAAGCACACGGCGUCGGGUACCGUAACCAUCAAAGGUCCCAUGGUGCCCCUUAUUCCUGUGGAUCAGCUACCAACUUGGCUCGAGGUGGUGUCGGUGCCGCGUGAGCUGGGCGUGGACCAGAUGCGUGGCCUGCGGAACCUGGGCGAGUACCACAAGGACUUUGAUUGCUAUGAAGUUCAUAUCACCCGGGAAAUCAUGACCUCUAUUGCCACCGCUGCCCCAACCAUGUCUACUAUCGGGAGCUCGUCGGGCGUCCAGCACCAGGGGCGGCGUGAGUGCCAGCAUCCCGGCUCAACUUCGAGUACCAUUACGACGCACGGGGAUUUCAAUCUGCAGCGUACUUCUACCACCAAGGCUACGAGCACAAAGUCGAACAAUACUCUGGACCCGAGCAGCAGCAAAGUCGGUCGACACCGCAAGAAUAGGGACUGUACGCCGCCCAGUGUGCCCAGCACCCCCAGCAGCAACGGCAGUGGUGACGACAGCGGCCGACCCUUCCGCCCGCCCUCGUCCUCGUCUUCCAAGGCAUCAGGGGACAGCAUCGAAGAAAAGGCGAACCAAAUGGAUCCUCCUGUACGAGGCAAGACCACCAGCACCACCAAGAGAAGCCAGAAUGGCAAUGCCGUCACCUCCGGGAAGGAGACGACGUCUUCUCCCCUCGAUGGCCGCGACAGCAGCCAGCAUCUGACCACCACUCGUUCUCGCUUUCCCUCUUCGCCUCGCCCUGGUCCCUCAACCCCUGCACAUCUCUAUGCUGCUCCUCAUCAUCAUUACGGCGUCCCCAGUGGCCCUAUUUCCCCGCCCUCGCACCCGGCCUCGAGACUGUUGUCGAGCUUCCCAGCCCACACUGACGAGGCCGCCACAAUGGCGCCUUCGUACCGUUCUGGCCAGCAUCGCUACUGUGGCAGUGCAGGCGCGAUCGACACCAGAAACGCCGCUGCAGCCGCCCCCUCCUCCGGUCCGGGCGGCAAGGGCACCCACAACAACGGCACGUCGAGCAUAUUCUGCCGGCACUGGUGCCACCACGGCAAGUGCAAGUGGGGUCCCGUGUGCAAGUACCAGCACGAGAUGCCGGCGUCGCGCGCGGGUCUGCGCGAGGUUGGCCUCGCCGACUUCCCCGUCUGGUACAAGGCCGGCGUCGAGUUCUCGCUCGCGGGCAGCGGCUACUGGCCCCCCGGCGCCGGUGCCACCACCGUGAUCAACACCACAAGCAACCCCGGGCUAGCCCUGGGCACUGGCCACGGCCGCUUCCACGGCAUGUCGGUCACGGAGGAGGACCUGAUCGAGAUCCGCGAGCGGCUGGAGAUGCUGUUCGAGGCGCGGGUCAAGGCCGCGCGACAGGGCGAGCUACGGGACCGGGACCGGGACCGGGACGGAGAAAGGGGCGGAGAAGAGCAGCAGAGGGCGAAGGGGAAGGACAAGGACCGUGGCCGCCUGAAGCGCGAGAAGCACGUGGCGCAAGCGGAGCCGGAGCCCGAGGGGGCGAGUGACGACGGAUCCGAGUACUACGUCGGCGAGCAGACGCUGGAGAGACGGCUGCAGGAGGCGGAGCUCGAGGACCAGCGGGCCUUGGAGGUCGUACAGGCGCAGCUCGACCGGCACACGAAAGAGAAGGAGAAGCAGGCGCAUCAGGCCUUGGAGGUCGAGGAGGUUGAAAAGCUGGUGGAUAUUUGA